Molecule: messenger RNA, 918 nt
Organism: Abrus precatorius (Indian licorice)
Lineage: Eukaryota; Viridiplantae; Streptophyta; Magnoliopsida; Fabales; Fabaceae
Exons: 2
Coding region: 47-829 (260 amino acids)
Molecular function (GO): protein binding
Source: RefSeq, a predicted model, not a curated record
GCUGCAUUUCAUUUGCAUCUGCACCUUAUGGCUAGGUUCUUAGCUAAUGGUGAAAACAAAGCAGAAGCGAACAGGAAAAGUUCCUGGUAAAAAGAAUGGCACUUCUUCAAUUGUUGAUUCUCUAAACUGUGAUAGUCAGCACGAGGAUGGUGAUUGGAUUAUAGUGAAAAAGCAAAGAAUCACCAUUCUAGUGUCUGCGGCACCUCUCAAUGAAGCAUCCUUAACAUCAAACCAAGGACCAAAUCAAAUGCAUCUUAUGCCUCCGGAAAUGGCAAGUAACCAUGUGCAGCUUCCCAUGGAGACAUCUACUGUACAUCCUUCCGGCAAUGAACAUGAGAAGACCAAUUUAUUGGCUGUCCAAAAGGAGAUUAAUGCCGCAAGAAAAGCUCCUCCUGCUAUACCUAAACCAACUAUAGUCAAUCCACUAUCGCUUGAUCAAAUAAUAGAAUCAGAAAAUCCUCAUCGAGCAAGUAUUUUGAACUCACAUAAAUUACUUGGAGUAUCUGGUACAUCAAAAGUUCUUAAGCAGCCAAGAAAACUACUUGCACCAAGAAGUUCCCCCAACCUGGAAACUUUAAAUAAAGGUUUGAGAGCAUCAAAUCUUGAAAGAAAGCUUGAAAGAGCUGGUGGGCUAAGCAAGUGGCUGACAUCACUUGGACUGGGGCAGUUUGUGAGAAUUUUUCAGGGCAAGAGUCUCAAUAAGUAUCAGCUGGUAAAUCUAACGAUGAAAAAACUCAAGGAUAUGGGCGCCAGUGCAGUGGGACCUCGCAGAAAAUUGAUCCAUGCCAUUGACUGUGUUUGCCAGCCAUGUUGCUUUGAGGCUUUAUAGAAGUUUUUAGGAUUUUGAAACAAUAUAAAAGAAUGUUCAAAGACAUGAUACAAAUGCCAAACUUUGUUUGUAGAUGCUUUUGGGAUAGU